GACGCUCGACGCGCGUAUGCGCUGUACGUAUUGUAAUCGAUCUGUCCAAUGUAUCAGGUGUGGUGCUUCUGUUAAGGGAUGAGGCCCUGCAGCAGUGUCCGCUGCCGCCGCCUUGUUUUUAUUUAGUUCAGAUCCAGCUUCCUCGUCGAUAUUGUUGUAAGCGGAGGGGCGGGGAGAAGGGGUGGUUGUUUUUUUUUCUUCAUUUUAAUAAAACCGAAUAACUUUAUCGCAGCGUCAGUCACAAGCCGACAUGAACAUCGACGUGGAGUUUCACAUCCGUCAGAAUUACGCGUGGGCGAAGCUGCCUGUGAACGUGAGACAGAGCCUGGGAAACUCUCAGCGCGAGUACGAGCGGCUGGUUGUUAAUUACAGCGUCAGAAACCAAUUGCGGUACCGAAGCAAUCUGGUGAGGCACAUCAAGAAAGAUGAGCGACGCUACUAUGAGGACCUCCUGCGCUACAGCCGGGAGCACCUCAUGCUCUAUCCCUACCACCUGUCAGACAUUAUGGUCAAGGGACUCCGCAUCACCCCUUUCGCCUACUACUGCAGCAUGAUGGAGGACAUCAUGUCAAAUGAGAGAAGUUAUGACUCCUUGCCCAACUUUACUGCAGCUGACUGUUUGCGACUGCUCGGCAUUGGGAGGAAUCAGUACAUCGACCUCAUGAACCAGUGCCGCUCCUCGAAGAAAUUCUUCCGGAGGCGGCCGGUGCGGGAAUUGUUGCCAAUCAAGCCCGUGGAGAUCACCGUGGAGCCAUGGUGGGUCAUCCAAGCCGGGUUCAUCACUGAGGAUGACAUCAAGAUCUGCAGCAUCGUGGAGAAGAACACCAUCGACAAAAUCAUCGACACGGGGCCACAGCUGGCGGGCUCGCUCGAACACGCCGUGGUCCACCGGCUCUACAAUAAAGGCUUCAUAUACUUGGAUGUACCCAUAUCAGAUGACGACUGCAUUGUGGUUCCACCACUCGAAGGCUUCGUCAUGAACCGGCUGCAGGGAGACUACUUUGAGACGCUGCUCUACAAGAUCUUCGUUUCGAUCGACGAGCACACCAACGUGGCCGAGCUGGCGAGCGUGCUGGAGAUUGAUCUGUCCCUGGUGAAGAACGCGGUGUCGCUCUACAACCGCCUGGGCUUCGCCCGCAAGAAGGUCCAGGUGCUGACUCAGGAGGCCCUGCACCUGAGCUGGAGGGAGGUGGCACAAGUCAACAGGCUCAGGGCCACGAUGGACCCACAGAAGAUGCUGCUGAGCUUCGAGGGAGUGGACGGAGGCCGCCCGGUGGGACUUGGAGCCUUGCAGGACGCCAACGACACCGACACUGCCAGCCAGGACGAUCCGGACACGGCGAGCGUGAGCAGCCUUACUCUGAGCUGCGCGCCGACUCCGGGUACGCACAGCAAGCGCAUCGCCUUCCUCUUCGACUCCACGCUCACCGCCUUCCUCAUGAUGGGGAACCUCUCGCCCAAUCUCAAGAGCCACGCGGUGACAAUGUUUGAGGUGGGGAAGCUAUCGGAUGAGAGCUUGGACAGUUUCCUUCAGGAGCUUGACAAGGUGCAGAUGGCGGGUGAGGGGGAGGCCCAGAGGUACUUCGACCACGCGCUCACACUGCGCAACACCAUCCUCUUCCUGAGGCACAACCGGGAGCUCACGCCGGACCCCGAGAUGCAUCCCAACGGCCUGCCGCUGGACCUGCUGCGCUGCGAGAGCCUCUUGGGACUGGACCCGGCCACGUGCAGCCGCGUCCUGAACAAGAACUACGCCCUACUCGUCUCCAUGGCGCCGCUCAGCAACGAGAUCCGCCCCAUCAGCAGCUGCACCCCACAGCACAUGGGUCCGGCGAUCCCAGAGGUGAGCUCCAUCUGGUUCAAGCUGUACGUGUACCACCUCACCGGCUGGGGCCCGCCCUCCCUACUCCUCUCCAAAGGCACACGGCUGCGGCGCCUGCCCUCUAUAUUCCAGGGCUACGAGCGGUUACUCAUCACAUCCUGGGGUCAUGACCCCGGGGUGGUGGCCACGUCCAACGUCCUCAUGACGCUGAACGACGCGCUCACGCACUCUGCCGUCCUCGUUCAGGGACAUGGAGCACAGGCGGACGGCGAAGUCGUUUACGUUCCAUUCCCGAUUGAUGAGCCCAUCAUCAAGGGAGACUUCAGCCUGGAGCACAUGUGCCGGCACCCGGCUGUGCAGGCACUGCGGGAGAAGCUCGACCUCGAGCACUCGUGCGGCUUCAUCGCCAUGGUCACACCGAGGAGUCGAGAGGUCACAGAGGGGCCCCCUGCUGGCACCGCGGAGGAUUCGCCGGCCGACUCGGACACGCAGGGCAGCGCCGACUCGUUUGAGAUGGUGGGCGGCGACGCCGAGGGGGCGGUCGAGAAGACGGCGCCGAGGAGAGCCCCUCCGAGCGCUCCCACGGCCCAGGCGGAUAAUUGGGUUCCGCUGGAACUCUGCUUCGGGAUUCCUCUCUUCAACUCGGAGUUGAACAAGAGCGUGUGCGAGAGGGUGGCCUCCCACUCGCUGUUCCGCAAGGAGAGUUUGGAUGAGCUGCUGCAUUUCAGCCGAAAGCUUUCGCUGCAGCUGCUGGACUUCAUCAGUCACUACCAGGACGGUGGCUCCAAUGAGAGCUCCACACCACUCGCUCCCCAUCCGCCUCCCACAGUCCCCAGCACGGAGCAGGGAGUCUCCAUGCCGGCCGUGAACCUGAUGUUCUCGGCCGGAAAGCUCUCCCACUGGAGGAGCAAACCACCGACGUCCAUCCUCCUCCAUCAGGCCGACGUCACCCGAAAGAACGGCGCAUCGCCGGCAGAUUAACACCGGUCGGGCAUUGGGGUUUCGGGGGUCCGGAUUUGUGAGUCUUAGCAGAGUAGCAGGGGGCCCUCCGUGUGUGAACGGGUGAGAGGGCAAGUGUGGGAACAUGUGUAAGUGAUGGUGUGAGUAACUUGAGUUAAUGAGUGGUUCGGUCGGUGAGUGGGUGCCUGCACGGGUGAAGAGCCAGCAAGUUCUGUCGAUAGAUGAGUUGAACACGUGAGUGAGCGAGCGAGAGAGUGGAUGAGUGUGAGACUGCGUACAUAGUGGAUAUGUGAGUGAGCGUGCAGGUGUGUGUAUGCGUGAGUACGUGAGUUUAUGCAUGACUGAGCAAGCAAAAGAGUGAGCCAAUCAUUUAGUGAGGCACUUAUCCUCAUCAUCGCAGUCUCUCCUAUCCUCUCCUCACCAACCAAUCAUUGACAUCCAGCCGAAAAAGGGCCCUGGUAUGUUUGAGGUGUAGUCCCUGGUUGGGGUAUCCUAUGCUGCUGUUAACAGGUGUAUCUCUUGUUUGGUGGUUGUUACGGUUAUGUAGUUUGUAUUUAUAUACCUGGCUCGGCGAUUUAAAUAAUAGGGAGCCGUGUUGCAUUCCUUUUACGGGAACACCUUUAGGUUUGGAAGUGAAGUUUUAACUGUGGAGGACCCUUUUGUGUUGUAGGUAUUUAAAAAAAAUAGAUUUAUAAGUGGUCAUUGUCGUCUUCAUUACGAUUGCAGUAGCUAGAUCAUGUGGUCGGUCCGUUCACCUCUGUGGCCAUGGUCCAAUUCACACCUCGUAAUGUUUCAUUGUCUUCCUUAUCAUCGUCGUCAUCAUCAUCAUCGUGGCCGCUGGUAUCUGGUGGUUGUAGGAGCAGUCGUCUUACGUUUGUAUUGUUUUGACAAACUGGACACCGUGCUCUGGAGCCAACCAAUUUUUUUUUCAUCGGGGUGUUUCUAUUCAUGAGCCCACUUUUAAACCACCCAACAACCAGCCGCAUAACCCCGUUGUUCUAACAACCUUCGGGCGUAGUGUGCAUUAAGGUAAAUCCACUAGCUCAGCUAAUUCACGCAAGUACUGCUCAUUAGCAUCGCAGAAAAUUAACACGGCCAGAAGGAAAUCCUCGUACGUGGUAUAUUUCCAUGCACCCUCGCAAUCGGCAAUUUAUGAAGGAGUUGAGCCUGUGUUGAUAUAAUUUUUCAGACGGAUAAACACCUCCUCCACGUCCAUUAGUGCAGGAUUAGCAGUCGUUGCAUAGGUGGGAAUUAAAGACAGGCUUGUGUCGUGCGCGUGCGUGUGUGUACAUAGGGGGCGGGCUGUAAACUCGGGGACCCGAGUUCAAUUCCCGCUCAUGGCCAACACCAGUGACGAUUAUCUGAACCGGUUCUGGGCCUCCCCAAGUUCGACUCGGCCUCAAAUGAGUACCUGGUGCGGUGUGUAAACAUCGCC
Molecule: messenger RNA, 4217 nt
Organism: Petromyzon marinus (sea lamprey)
Lineage: Eukaryota; Metazoa; Chordata; Hyperoartia; Petromyzontiformes; Petromyzontidae
Gene: FAM91A1
Product: family with sequence similarity 91 member A1
Biological process (GO): intracellular protein transport
Cellular component (GO): cytoplasmic vesicle; trans-Golgi network
Source: RefSeq, a predicted model, not a curated record